AUGAAAACACUCAUUCUUUUACUCCUGGUGUUCCUGGAUCUGGGACAGGCCCAAGGUCCAUUUCACAGGGUGCCCCUUAGGCGACACCAGUCCCUCCGGAAGAAGCUGCGAGCACGGGGCCAGCUCGCUGAGUUCUGGAAAUCCCAGAAUUUGGACAUGAUCCAGUUUACCGAGACCUGCACGAGGGACCAGAAUGCCAACGAGCCCCUCAUCAACUACCUGGAUAUGGAAUACUUUGGCACCAUCUCCAUCGGCUCUCCACCACAGAACUUCACCGUCAUCUUCGACACAGGCUCCUCCAAUCUCUGGGUGCCCUCUGUGUACUGUACCAGCAGGGCCUGUGAAACUCACCCCAGGUUCCACCCUUCCCAGUCCAGCACAUACAGCGAGCUGGGACGUCCUUUCUCCAUUCAGUAUGGCACAGGGAGCCUGACUGGAAUCAUCGGAGCCGAUCAAGUCUCUGUGGAAGGACUGACAGUGGUCAAUCAGCAGUUUGGAGAGAGCAUCAAGGAGCCAGGCCAGACUUUCGUGGAUGCAGAGUUUGAUGGAAUUCUCGGUCUGGGAUACCCCUCCUUGGCUGUUGGAGAAGUGACCCCAGUGUUUGACAAUAUGAUGGCCCAGAACCUGGUGGAUAUACCAGUGUUUUCUGUCUAUAUGAGCAGUGACCCAGCAGGGGGCGCAGGAAGUGAGCUCAUUUUCGGAGGCUAUGAUCACUCCCAUUUCUCUGGGAGCUUGAAUUGGGUUCCAGUCACCAAGCAAGCUUACUGGCAGAUUGCAUUGGACAACAUCCAGGUAGGAGGAAGUGUGAUGUUCUGCUCUGAGGGCUGCCAGGCCAUUGUGGACACAGGGACCUCCCUCAUUACAGGCCCCUCGAACCACAUCAAGCAGCUGCAAAAAGCCAUCGGGGCACAGCCUGUGGAUGGAGAGUAUGCUGUGGAGUGUGCCAACCUCAAUGUCAUGCCAGAUGUCACCUUCACCAUCAACGGUGUCCCCUACACCCUCAGUCCUACUGCCUACACCUUGCUGGACUUAGUGGACGGAAUGGACUUCUGCAGCAGUGGCUUUCAAGGUCUGGACAUCCAGCCUCCAGAUGGGCCUCUCUGGAUCUUGGGUGAUGUCUUCAUUAGAAAAUUCUACUCAGUCUUUGAUCGUGGAAAUAACCAAGUGGGACUGGCCCCAGCAGCCCCCUAAGGAGGGGCCUUGUGUCUGUGCUUGCCUGCCUGGAAUUUCCUGGAAUUCUAACCCAGUCUGUUAGGUUAGGACACCCAUCACAGCAGUCAAAAGU
Chrysochloris asiatica (Cape golden mole) is the source of this 1285-nucleotide messenger RNA. It is a transcript of the gene CTSE, whose product is annotated as cathepsin E. The transcript has 9 exons. The record is from RefSeq and is a predicted model, not a curated record. Gene Ontology annotation, cellular component: endosome. Gene Ontology annotation, biological process: proteolysis. NCBI's taxonomy places the organism in Eukaryota, Metazoa, Chordata, Mammalia, Afrosoricida, Chrysochloridae. Gene Ontology annotation, molecular function: aspartic-type endopeptidase activity. Bases 1 to 1191 code for a protein of 396 amino acids.